Molecule: messenger RNA, 1407 nt
Organism: Xiphias gladius (swordfish)
Lineage: Eukaryota; Metazoa; Chordata; Actinopteri; Istiophoriformes; Xiphiidae
Product: GTPase IMAP family member 7-like
Exons: 3
Coding region: 264-1343 (359 amino acids)
Molecular function (GO): GTP binding
Source: RefSeq, a predicted model, not a curated record
UCGCAACACCAAAUAAUUUUUGAUAUCGGACUUAUGUACAACUCAUCAUUGUGUGAUUUUUACAAAUAACAGUGGUUUUUUUUUAGUCGAGGUGGCGUUGUGGAGUAUCUCUCUGCUCCUCCAAGGGCUGCAGCCGCACUGAUGAUACUUUCCUGCGAUGUGGUGGAAAUGAACGACAAUUAAAAGCAAAAGGAGCGAAAACAUACGGAUUCCGUGGUCUGUAUUUUCGCCGCGCUAAGGCUUUUAUCAUAGUUGCUGUUACGAUGUCAUCGCCUGAAAAUGCUGCGUCACAUGAAGUCUGUGAAGAAUCACCCUCUAGAUCAGAGGCUGAACCUCUGAGGAUUGUUUUGUUGGGGAGGACAGGAACAGGCAGAAGCUCCUCUGGCAACACCAUCCUGGGCAGGUCUGCUUUCUGGGUUGACAUCUCCCCCUGUUCCGUAACCAAACAGUGCAAGAGACAGACUGGGACAGUAAAUGGACGUAGCUUAUCUGUGAUUGACACUCCGGGGUUCUUCCACACAAACCUACCCCCUCAGGAAGUCAUGGCAGAGGUGGGGCAGUGUGUUGUCCUGUCCUCUCCGGGGCCCCAUGUCUUUUUGGUGACCCUACAGCCCAACAGGUUCACACAGGAGGAGAGGGAAACCUUGGAGUGGAUCAAGGCAACAUUUGGGCCUGGAGCCACCAGGUUUAUCGUGGUGCUGUUCACCUGGGGAGACCAGCUGCGGGGCAAACAAAUCAAGGACUUCCUGGAGGAGAGCCAUGAGCUGUUUGAGUUUGUCAGCAGCUGCCACGGGGGGCAUCACGUUUUUGAUAACAGUGAACCAGACAAAACGACAGAGUCCACACAACAGGUCGUACAGCUUCUGAACAAGGUAGACAAGAUUGUGGCAGACAAUGGAGGCAGUUGCUAUAGCAAUGAGAUGUUUAAGGAGGCUGAGAGGGCAAUCAGGGAGGCACAAGAGAGGAUUCUGGGAGAAAGAAGAUCAAAGUUGGAGUCCCCUCGGAAGGAGGGAGAAGACAAAGAGGAGCAGGGACCAGAGUUAGAGACGAGGAGGAGAAAAGAGGAGGGGAGGAGGGAGGAGGAAGCGGCCAGGAAGAGUGCGGAGAGGCUUUUCUGGUGCGAGCUGUUGACUGCGAUGGGGAAAGGUGCUGCAGAGGGGGCAGGGAUCACGGUGAAGGACAAAGGCAAAGGGAAAGCUGUGAAGAAGGUGAAGAUGGUGGAGAAGGCAGCAGCUCUGGCAGCAUCGCCGCUCUCCAUCAGCUCUGCUGCAAAAGUGGUGGGAGGGGCUGUGAGAGAGGGAAGUAAGGUGCUAUACAAACACCGAAAAACGUUACUGCACUGAUUGAAACUUGACUGACCACAUUCAGUGAGGUGUUUUUUCAGGAUACAAGGACAUAGUGGGGGCU